GCUUACAUUAAGACGCGGCCUCCGAUUGCAGUGGACCCCUCUGGGCAGCCUCUGACAGGUCCCAAGGACGAAGACGAUGAGGAGGACUACGAGGAGCUCAGAAGGCUCACCAUGGAGCCCAAGUGGUGCUUCGGGAAGCAGGGCCCCCUCUACAUGGUCGCCUGCGCGGUGAAUGGCUCCAUCUAUGGAGAGCAGGGCUUCAAGGGCUUCACUGCCGGUCAGAAAGCCGCACCGCCUCCCUUCAAUGACUCCCGGGCCGCAAUCUUCGAGGGCUUCCGGGUCCUAGGCUUUAGGCUUGGGGAUUACGGCGUACCAGUUUCCGAUGAUGUUGAUGGACAAAAUCCUGCAUCCCGCGUAUCUGUGCUUGUUGGGAAUCGUGCAUUCCUCUUGGACAUGCGCAGGAUUUCCUUUAACCCGAAGCCAAAAACUUACAACAUGAAUAAUAAUAUCCUACAUCCCCAUACCCUAGAGCGAAUUCCACAAAGUUGA
Symbiodinium sp. CCMP2456 is the source of this 489-nucleotide messenger RNA. NCBI's taxonomy places the organism in Eukaryota, Dinophyceae, Suessiales, Symbiodiniaceae. The record is from the annotation of a GenBank genome assembly.